AUGAAUGGAAACCUGCCAACGGGCAAGUCCGAAGCUAGAAAGGUCCAGCAGAAGGCUGCAAGAUACUACAUGCAUGGCAACAAGCUCAUCCGCAGAUCAUACUCCGGCCCUCAUCUCACCUACAUAAAGUACCCUCGAGCAAAAUUCAUGACUGCGAGUGUGGCAACCACUCUGGGGGCAGGUCAUUUGCCCAGAAAGCUUUAA
Messenger RNA from Prunus armeniaca (apricot), 204 nucleotides. Lineage: Eukaryota; Viridiplantae; Streptophyta; Magnoliopsida; Rosales; Rosaceae. The record is from the annotation of a GenBank genome assembly.